Molecule: messenger RNA, 1859 nt
Organism: Tricharina praecox
Lineage: Eukaryota; Fungi; Ascomycota; Pezizomycetes; Pezizales; Pyronemataceae
Exons: 3
Coding region: 147-1550 (467 amino acids)
Biological process (GO): regulation of transcription by RNA polymerase II
Cellular component (GO): chromosome
Molecular function (GO): chromatin insulator sequence binding
Source: RefSeq, a predicted model, not a curated record
CUUCUCCGCUCCGACGAGUCAGUUUCCAAGUGAGUGACACAUCGGAGCGGGGGACUGAGCAGGUGGGGUAGGUAGUAUAUACCCCCUCCCCUCCGCUCUUCCCCUCCACUCUUCGCCGCAAGCAAGGAAACCACCCACAAAUUACAAUGUACUACUGCCAAAGCUGCAACCUGAUCUUCCCCACAGCGCACGUCCUAGGCGUGCACACAUCGUCAGCGGCGCACCGGGCAGCCGACACGCAAGCCCUCGUCGGGAUCCCACUCGGACGGCUGAGCCGGGGGCAGAACCGCCGAUGCGUGUGCCGAGAUUGCCACCUCGGAUUCCCGUCGCCGCAGGUCAAGGAGCGACAUGUCACGACUUCCGAGAAACAUAGGCGCCUGUGUGGUUGCAGGGUCUGCGGAAAGGUCUUUGGCGAUAGACAGGCUGCCAAGUUUCAUAGGGAGCAGAAUGGGAAGUGUAAGGAGAAGGCGCGGAGCGGGGAGCGUGUGGACGAGGGAUGGGCGGCGAUGGUGAGGGAUGCGGAGGAGGAUGAGGAGGCUGGGGAGGAGGAGGCUGUGAUUCCGGAUGAUUGGAGUCAGGAACUUGAUGAGGUUGGGGAAGACGAGAAGGAGGAAGACGAAGAUGAAGUCCACGACGAAAGCGAGGACGAACUCCACGACGAUGAUGAUGAUGAAGACAAAGAUACAGAUCACGGCAAAGACCCAGAUUCAGACUCAGAUCACGGCAAAGACCCAGACUCAGACUCAGACCACGAGUAUGCCAACGACGAAGACAAAUCCACCGACGCUGGCGAAUUAUCAGCCGGCCUUGUCGCUCUCGCCCUCGGCGGUAACGUCGCCCCCGGGCCCUCCACCUCCUCUAGCAGCCCCAACCUCUCCCGCAAAGGCACGCCGCUAACCUCCCUCCCCCCCUCCGUCCGCGCAAACAUAGACCGCAAAUUCAUCUGCCAGCCCUGCGGCCGCGCCUUCCCCAGCAAGCACAAAAGACAGCAGCACGCACGGAGAUCGGACGAGCACCGCGCCCUGUGUUGCUGCUCCUCGUGCGGAAGGAACUUUGGCACUCAGCAGGAGAGGGAUGAUCACUUUGCCUAUUGCUCCCAGCGGGCGGGCAUGGGGCUGGAUCGCGGAAGGGGUGGGUAUCCUGAUCGUGGGCGUGAGCGUGGGUGGGGUGAACUUGGUAGCCGUAGUGGCGAUCGUGGUGGUCGUGGUGGUCGUGGUGGUCGUGGUGGUCGUGGUGGUCGUGGUGGUCGUGGUGGUCGCGGAAGAGGAGGAAGAGGAGACGGCUCCCGCACUCGCAUUCCCCAAUCGUCGCCGCCAGUAAUUGGUCCUAGACGAGCCGGGCACUGCUGGAUCUGCAACCACGACCUCCUGCCUGACGAGAAUUUCAGGGCGCAUAUCGCGUCCGCCGACCAUAUCGGUGCGUGUAAGGAGCAGAGAUUCUACUGCCGCCGGUGCGAUAUACCGUUCGGGAACGAGUUUGGGCUGGAACUGCACAGGGUCCUAGAACAUUGCGCAGCGGAGGCCAUGGGCCUUGGCGGGUUAACUGCCUAGAUGGAUUAACUGCCUAGAUGGGAAAGAGUCUGCUCGUUUCCUUUUUCUUUGAUCGAUGGUCGAUGGUCUUCUUGUCUGGUGGAUAAAUGAAUGUAGCCAAACAAAACUAUACGGCAUGCAUUCGCGCCAGUAUACGCCAUAUAUGAAAGUGCUGGUAGUCUGCAUGUCCAAGGGCAUCGGAGACUGGCAUUGGCCGCGACAACUUCCCUUUCCCACCCUCUAGCCAGACAGUGGUGAUGGUCGUGAAGCGGCAAAUCGCGUCCUAACAGACUACCUAUUCGGAUAUGUGUCAAUUCCCUCCAAAGAAGC